GGCAAAACGACGUUUUCAGUAACCGCUAUUUUAGAGUGACGAAGCUUAUUGGUAAUAAGCCUAUAAUCUUUGACAUGGGAGGUCUGAACUGUGUGCCUUCUGCUGAUAGAAAUCUUCCGGAACAUUCAAGAUUAACUUCCAGUUCUUCUGAUGUUGCAUCCUUCUGGAAAAAGUGCCGCAGUCCAGAGAACAGGAAAAAAUUUCUUGUAUUCGCUAGUAUCUUCAAAACAAAUUGUAUUACCAUUCUAGCAAUCUUUAUUUAUUAUGGACGAAAUAUGCAGCAUUUCUACUUGGUAAUAACUCUGUUAAUGGCAUUCGUAGUAAUUGCUUUAAUCUUUUCAAUUCCUGUAUGGAAGGAAAUAUGUUGCAAAGGUAGGCAUGCUUAUAAAGCAUACGACGAUAUUUGGAUCAGAAGUGAAUCUAUUGCAGAAAUGCAGCUACAAGAUUUGGACCAAUCUAGUGAGGAGCUUCAUGAUUACCAAGAAAGUCUACAAACUUCGUUCAUGCCAGAAGAACCGUUGGCUGAAGAUAAUACGGUAGAUGGUAGUUCCAAAUACGACUUUCGAACAUUUGGAAAGAAGGUUGUUGAAUAUCAAGGACUUCAAGAAACGGAUGUGUAAUUUUUAACUCGUUUUUUAAGCUCUACGCUAAAUAUGUACAUCAUUUUAGAAUUUUUUAAACACCUGAAGUGUGCAUGGCUGCAAUUUUAUUUAUAGUGCCAGCUUAUUGAAGAUUUUGUACAGUUGUUCAAUCUCUUCAUAUUAAAUACGUUUUAAUCCA
Stegodyphus dumicola is the source of this 780-nucleotide messenger RNA. RefSeq lists its product as uncharacterized. NCBI's taxonomy places the organism in Eukaryota, Metazoa, Arthropoda, Arachnida, Araneae, Eresidae. The record is from RefSeq and is a predicted model, not a curated record.